Sesamum indicum (sesame) is the source of this 3403-nucleotide messenger RNA. It is a transcript of the gene GLR3.3, whose product is annotated as glutamate receptor 3.3. Gene Ontology annotation, cellular component: membrane. NCBI's taxonomy places the organism in Eukaryota, Viridiplantae, Streptophyta, Magnoliopsida, Lamiales, Pedaliaceae. The record is from RefSeq and is a predicted model, not a curated record. Gene Ontology annotation, molecular function: ligand-gated monoatomic ion channel activity.
UGCUUUCUUUAACAAUUAAUUCAAGAACUUCCCAUCCACUUAUCUAUGAUCCCUCUUGACUAUAAUUUAAUAUUCUUUUGGAAUCCCACUUCCCAUCGCAAAAACCUUUGUUUAAUCCAUUGAUGCAGAUAGCAGUUGUGUUUGUUUACUACACUCGUGAAUAUGAAGACGGAGAGAGAGAGAGAUGAAGGGGGGCCCUUGUCUAGUAGCUUUCAGUUCUUGUUUUGGUUUGUUUCUUGAGUGGGUUUUCAUCCUCUGGUAACUCUGUGUUGCUUCUUUAUAACACCAAGAAAGGUGAUGUGCUUCUGCUGAUAGAAUAUUUGAGGCUUAUUAGAUGGCUCCUGUGAAGCAAAUUUUUGUACCAAAGUUCCAAUCUUGGGAUUUUUAAGAUUUGAUGGACUAUGUAUAUUGAGGAUGGGGGUAUUCUUGAUUCUUCUAUCAUGGUUGCUCUCCUUUGGAGUGCUUUCGAAUGGGUUGAGCGCCAAUGCUUCUUCUAGGCCGGCGGUUGUGAACAUCGGAGCUAUUUUCACUCUAGAUUCGACAAUUGGGAAAGUUGCCAAGAUUGCAAUUGAAGAGGCUGUUAAAGAUGUGAACUCCAACUCAAGUGUCCUUCAAGGAACCAAACUUAAUGUGGAUAUCAGAAAUUCCAAUUGCAGCGGCUUUCUUGGCUUGGUUGAAGCUUUGCGAUAUAUGGAGACUGAUGUUGUUGCCGUCAUAGGCCCACAAUCUUCUGUGGUUGCCCAUACUAUACUGCAUGUUGCAAACGAGCUCAAGACUCCUUUUCUGUCAUUUGCAGCCACAGACCCUACUCUCUCUUCUCUUCAGUUUCCUUAUUUUAUAAGGACAACACAGAGCGAUCUGCACCAGAUGACUGCAGUUGCUGACAUUGUCGAACAUUAUGGUUGGAAAGAAGUAAUUGUGAUUUUCCUUGAUGAUGAUUAUGGGAGAAAUGGGUUAUCUGCAUUAGAUGAUGCACUUGCAGCCAGACGCUGUCGAGUUUCCUAUAAAGCCGGGAUUCCCCCAGGAGAUCUCAGUCGGAGUGACGUCAUGGAUAUUCUUGUCAAAGUUGCACUAACAGAGUCUCGAGUUAUUGUUUUGCAUGCUUAUCCAAGAGCUGGAUUUAUGGUAUUUUCCGUGGCACACUAUCUUGGAAUGAUGGAUGAUGGCUAUGCCUGGAUUGCCACGGAUUGGCUUUCUUCUGCUUUAGAUUCUGCUUCCCCUCAACGGGCACAAACUUUAACCGAAACUAUGCAAGGAGUUCUUGUUUUGCGGCAACACACUCCCGAUUCAGAAAGGAAGAGAGCUUUCAUGGCAAGAUGGAACAACUUGACUGGUGGUUCUUUGGGGCUAAGCACCUAUGGCCUCUAUGCUUAUGAUACUGUCUGGUUAACUGCUCAUGCUAUUGAUUCGUUUUUCAAUCAGGGUGGGGUGAUUUCAUUUUCUAAUGAUUCCAGGUUGAAUUCAUUAGAAGGGAGCAGUCAACUUCACCUUGAAGCAAUGGUCAUUUUCGAUGGAGGCCCUCUCCUUCUGAAGAAUAUUUUGCAGACCGAAUUUGUUGGUCUGACAGGGCCUGUCAAGUUCAAUCCUGAUAAAUCUCUAACUUCACCUGCAUAUGAAAUCAUAAACAUAAUUGGAACAGGUCUUCAUCGAGUCGGCUACUGGUGUAACUACUCUGGACUGUCAACUGUGGCACCUGAGACGCUAUAUUCCCAACCGCCUAACCGUUCUAGUGCAAAUCAGCAACUAAAUAGUGUUAUUUGGCCUGGGGAAUCCAUAAAAACGCCUCGCGGUUGGGUUUUUCCAAAUAACGGAAAGCAACUGAGGAUUGGCGUGCCUCGUAGGGUUAGUUACCGAGAAUUUGUGUCACAAAUUGCGGGCACUAAUAAUUUCAAAGGAUUCUGCAUAGAUGUAUUCACGGCUGCUGUAAACUUGCUGCCAUAUGCUGUUCCCUACCAGUUCGUCCCGUAUGGAAAUGGCCGUGAAAAUCCAAGUUAUACUGAGCUAGUGAAUUUGAUAACUACAGGAAUCUUUGAUGGCGUGGUUGGUGACAUUGCAAUUGUGACAAACCGAACGAAAAUUGUGGACUUUACACAGCCAUAUGCCGCAUCAGGACUUGUGGUGGUGGCCCCAGUUAGGAAGUUGAAUACGGGUGCUUGGGCUUUCCUCAGGCCGUUCUCUCGUCAAAUGUGGGGAGUUACUGCUGCCUUUUUCGUCUUCAUUGGGAUAGUCGUGUGGAUUUUGGAGCAUCGGAUUAAUGAUGAGUUCCGAGGACCACCAAAGAAGCAGCUGAUAACAAUUUUAUGGUUCAGUCUCUCAACUCUAUUCUUUGCUCACAGGGAGACAACUGUUAGCACUCUAGGACGUCUAGUGCUGAUCUUAUGGCUCUUCGUGGUUCUGAUAAUUAACUCAAGUUAUACUGCGAGUUUGACCUCGAUCCUCACAGUACAACAGCUCUAUUCUCCUAUCAAAGGAAUUGAGACCUUGAAAGACGGCGAUGACCCUAUUGGAUAUCAAGUCGGCUCUUUUGCCGAACAUUAUCUCACUGAGGGAAUUGGUAUAUCGAAAUCAAGGCUCAAAGCUCUUGGAUCACCUGAAGAAUAUGCCACGGCACUUCAAAAGGGACCGCACAACGGAGGUGUUGCCGCAGUGGUCGAUGAGCGCCCGUACAUAGAACUUUUCUUGGCAAGCCAGUGCAGAUUCAGGAUUAUUGGUCAAGAAUUCACGAAAAGCGGCUGGGGUUUUGCAUUCCCGCGAGAUUCUCCUCUGGCCAUCGACUUGUCGACCGCGAUUCUAACACUAUCUGAGAACGGAGACCUGCAACGCAUUCAUGACAAGUGGCUGACAACGAGCUCUUGCAGUUCAGACAACACUGAGCUGGAGUCCGACCGCCUUCACCUGAAAAGCUUCUGGGGGCUCUACCUCCUAUGUGGGAUAGCUUGCUUCAUUGCUCUCCUUAUAUACUUCUUGCAGAUUGUGCACAAGUUCCGCAAAGCUGCCCCAGAAGAGUACGUUAUAGACGGACAAGGUAGCUCACGGUCAAAACGGCUUCAUACAUUACUGUCUUUGAUUGACGAGAAGGAGGAUCAAUCUAGAAGUGAUAGAAAACGAAGGAAGCUUGAGCAGAUGUUGAGUGAAAACAACGGGGAAGUCGACCUGGAAAGGGAUUCCAAGAGGAAAAGUUCCCAAAUUUCUUCUGAUAACAGCUUUAACUCGAGGAGUUGAACUCAGUUCAUCUAUAGUUAUUAUUACCUCAUUAUUCUUAUUAGUUAAUUCAUGCAGGCUUGUCGCCAUGAGAAGUGUUGUAUAUGAAGAAGAGGAGUUGUUACAAUCUUGAUGAGGGAAAGAAAUUGUACAUAAUACAUAAGAGGCAUUUAGCAUCAUAUUAGUUAUUUUUUAGCAUUCA